AUUUAGGCGGUUAUUUGUGGAGAACUAAUGACCUUGUUUAUCCGGAGAUGUGUUUUCAAUCUUUCUCCCCUAGUUGAGGUUUCAGCUGCACAGCUGCAUUUGGGACACUACAAUUCAAAAUAUAAACUAGUUGUUGAUCCUCAUAAAGAGGAUACUAUUAAAAGUGGUUUUGAGAAUGUGACGAGAUGGCUUAUAGUAGCAGAUAUAUUGAGAGGUCUACGGCUAACCCUUGGUAUGAUAUUUAAGGAGCCUGCAACUUUAAACUACCCUUUCGAGAAGGGUCCUCUCAGUCCAAGAUUUCGUGGUGAGCAUGCUUUACGUAGGUACCCUAGUGGUGAAGAACGGUGUAUCGCUUGCAAACUUUGCGAAGCUAUAUGUCCAGCUCAAGCAAUCACUAUUGAGGCUGAGCCAAGAGCUGAUGGGAGUAGAAGGACAACAAGAUAUGAUAUUGAUAUGACCAAGUGCAUUUACUGCGGAUUUUGCCAGGAAGCUUGUCCAGUAGACGCCAUCGUAGAGGUAACCAAUUUGUUCUUUUAAAGUGCUUACUAUACUCGUAGUAAUAAAGAUCAUUUGGCUAAUUUUCCAGGCUGCAUACCGAGCUUGCAAUAACGUAACUUUCAAUUGAUACUAUUACUGUUCAUUUCACAACAGCAAAAUCCAAAUCUACUAGGAAAUAAUUGGUAAUACUUUGUGAAGGUUUUAAGUGAAGAACUAAUAGUUGACUUGUGGAAUCUCCCUUGGACCGAACUUCGAAUAUUCUACUGAAACACAUGAAGAAUUAUUGUAUAAUAAAGAAAAAUUGCUGCAAAAUGGUGAUAGAUGGGAAGUCGAAAUCUCAGAAAACCUAAAAGCAGAUUAUGUGUAUCGAUGAAGAUCUAUGCACUACUAAUUUCAUAUUUAAACAACCAAUAUCAACUUUUCUCAUAUGUUAGAUUGUUAACGAAUUCAAGACAGCUGGUUAUUCCUAGGUACAUUGAUUUAGAAUAAAAUAGAGCUUUUGGCUUUGU
This is a messenger RNA of Schistosoma intercalatum, 1007 nucleotides long. NCBI's taxonomy places the organism in Eukaryota, Metazoa, Platyhelminthes, Trematoda, Strigeidida, Schistosomatidae. The record is from the annotation of a GenBank genome assembly.